AUGGAUAUGAAAAACAACAACUAUGGAAGUCGGAAAAAGGACAAACAAAGAAUUGUAACUCUUAGGAAAUUCCUUUUAAUCACUCUUAUACAUGUGGAGAGAGAUCAGAGAGAGGAAGUCACACUUGAGAUCAUUGAUGUUCUUCACCCAGGAAGAUCAAACGUCUCUAAGGCAGAACUGAAGGAAAAGUUAGCAAGAAUAUAUGAUGUGAAGGAUGCAAGUGCAAUUGUGGUCUUUAAGUUCGGAACUCACUUUGGAGGUGGAAAAUCAACUGGGUCCAUUUUGAUUUAUGAUUCUGUUGAAAAUGCCAAAAAAUAUGAGCCCAAGUACAGGCUAAUCAUGAAUGGACUUGACACUAAAGUCGAAAAAUCAAGGAAGCAAAUGAAGGAGAGGAAGAACAGAGCCAAGAAGAUACGUGGAGUAAAGAACACAAAGGCCUCAGACGCUGCCAAGGCUGGGAAGAAGAAAUGAGUUUACUGCCGUGUUUUCGUGCCUUGGCCUUUUUCUCUAUCAUAUCUUUAUUUCAUCUCUCUAAAUUUAAUUCUUAAGGGCCGUUUAGGGGAUCAAAAUGUGAUCAGGAUUAUUCGGAAUCAAACUACGAUGUGGUUUCUUGAGAUGUAAUCAGUAUUAUUGGAAAUCAGAUAACGGUGUUUGGAGUGCAGGAUUGGAUUUGUUGUGUUAUUGAUCAAUGUG
Molecule: messenger RNA, 693 nt
Organism: Benincasa hispida (wax gourd)
Lineage: Eukaryota; Viridiplantae; Streptophyta; Magnoliopsida; Cucurbitales; Cucurbitaceae
Source: RefSeq, a predicted model, not a curated record